AUGACGCAAGGUGGGCGGGCCCCAGUGCUUUGUGACAACAUGCAGAUGUAUCUCUUGUCUCCAUGGCUACUGCAAAGCAGGGCUCAGUCUUGGCAGGUCCACAGGUGUGGCAGGACACCCAGGCCAUCACGGGAGUCUAGGGGCACUUCACCAACCCGCCUUACCUCGCUGCCCAGCCCGGCAGGGAUGUCCAACUCCCCCAAGACUCACAGCCGAGCAUGCGCUGGGUCGCACACUCUCAGAAUCACCGUGCACACCAACACCCAGAUUACGCAGCCCGAUCCCAUUGGACAACGAGAAAAAAGACUUCAGAAGCCUUCACGGAAAGGAGCCUCCAGCUCAACCAGCGCGAUGCCCCAAACCCAAAGUCCGUGGCCCGAUUCCUUGGAACAGUGGAAUAAACGACCUCAGAAGGCAUCAGGGAAAGGAGCCUCCACCUCAUCCGGCGUGAUGACCAAUACCCAAAGUAUUUGGCCUGACCCAUUGGAACUGUGGGAUAAAAAAGCUCAGGAGUCAGUGCGAGGAGCGUCCAGCUCAUCCAGUGGGAUGACCAAGACCGAGAGUAUAUGGCCCGACCCGUUGGAAGAAGGGGAAAAAAGACCUCAGGAGUCAGAGAGAGCCACAUCCAACUCCUCCAGUGGAGUGAUCAACACCCAGAGUAUGUGCCCCGACCCGUUGGAAGAAUGCGAUAAAAGACCUCAGGAGUCAAGGAGAGGAACGCCCGGCUCAUCCAGUGGGAAGACCAACAUCCAGAGUUCGCGGCCCAAACCCUUGGAAAAAUGGGAGAAAAGAUCUCAGAAGGAAUCAAGGAGAGGACCAUCCAGCACAUCCAGUGGGAUGACCAAAACCCAGACUUUACGGCCUAAACCCUUAGAAGAAUGGGAGAAAAGACCUCAGGAGGAGUCAAGGAGAAGAACAUCCAGUACAUCCCGUGGGAUGACCAACACCCAGAGUUCACGGCCCAAACCCUUGGAAGAAUGGGAGAAAAGACCUCAGAAGGAGUCAAGGAGAGGAGCUAGCAGCACAUCCAGUGGGAUGACUACCACCCAGAGUAUGUGCCCUGGCUUCUUGGAAGAAUGGGAUGAAAGACCUCAGAAGGUUUCACAGAGAAGGGCGUCCAGUUCAUCCGGCGGAAUGACCAAUGCCCAGAGUUUGCAGACUGAACCCUUGAAACUGUGUGAAGAAAGACCUCAUAAAGAGUCAGGGAGAUGGAGACGAGCACCCAGCUCAUCAGAUAGGAUGACGAACACCCAGACUAUGUUGCCCAAACCCUGGGAACAGCAACAGCGGGACAGAAGACCUCAGAAAGAGUCAGGGAGAGGAGCCUCCAACUCAUCCGCUGUCAUGACCAACAUCCAGAGUUCACGGCUCCAACCCUUGGAACAGCAACAGCAGGACAAAAGAUCUCAGAGAGAGUCAAGGAGAGGAGCCUCCAGCUCAUCCGGCCUGAUUAUCAACACCCAGAGUACGUGGCCUGACCCCUUGAAACCGUGUGAACAAAGAUCUCCGAAGGAGUCAGUAAAAGGAAUUGCCAACUCAUCUGGUGUAAUGACCAACACCCAGACUUUGUGGCUUGAACCCUUCAAACAGUGGGAAAAAAGCCUUCAGGAGUUAGGAAGAGAAGAGCCCAGCAUGUCCAACAUGAUGACCAACACCCAGAGUAUGUGGCCCAAACCUCGGGAACAACAACAGUGGGAGAAAAGGCCUCAGAGAGUGUCAGGGAGAGGAACCACCAACUUCCCAAGAAGCAGAAGCCGCUUGGACUCCACCCUGGUGCACAACACCCACCGUAGGCCCCAUCGCAAGCUUAACUGGAGGUACCUCAGCUCUGAGAACAAGGCCCCAAAGGUGCGUUUCUUCUGUAAUGGGGACUGCUCCUUCAACGGCUUGGUGUGCUCUGUUUCCAGCAGCACUUUCCACUCCUUUGAUGCCCUGCUCCAGGAACUCACCCGUUUGCUGGCUGACCAGGUGAGCCUGUCCCAGGGAGUUCGAAGGAUCUACACCAUCGAUGGAAGUCGCAAGAUCACCUGCCUAGGGGAGUUACAGGAAGGUGAAAGUUAUGUGUGUGCUUCGGAUGAACCAUUUUGUCAAAUUGACUACAUGCAAAAUCGUUCUCCAUCCUGGUGUGUAAAUAUCAAGAUUGGGACCUCUGGAGCCUGGGGUACUACCUCUUCCACUAAAAGUGAAGAGAAGAACAGUAAAUAUCUUCUCCAACCCAGGUUAGUCACCAUCAUUAGAAGUGGAGUGAAAUCUAGGAAAUCUGUGAAAAUCCAUCUCAAAAAAAAGACUUCUCCUUCCUUGGAACACGUCUUAACAAAUCUCUCCCAAACCAUUAAACCAGAGUCAAGAAUGGUCAGGAAACAUCAUACAUUGGAAAGAAAGCAGGUUAGUUCUCUAGAAGAUAUUUUUGGUGGUAAUGUUUCUAUUGCAUGUAAAUCAGAUGAAGUCCCUCAUCCUCAGGAUAAUCCUGCAUCUGACUACGACCAGCAUCUUCCCCCUGAGUCAUCACAAACUUCCUCCAGGCCCAUUAAGUGUUCUGUGUCCAACAGUCCUGGAACCUCUUCAGGCAGCAAACAACAUGCAUUAUUUAAUGGAGCACCUAGCAGCCACCUUGGUACUCCUAAAGGUACAAAAUCCUUGGCUUCCUCUCCAACUAAGCAGGAUAUCUCCCCAGCAGCUUCCCAAGGAUUUAAGAAGCUGUCUAGACCUGGCACAUCUUCUUCCAGUGUAAAAAGCAGAGCUGAACAUAAUCGUUCCUUGAGUCCCAGUAGUGUCACUGGGAGUACCAAAUCAUCUGGAUUCUCAACUUUUCUUGAUAAAUACAAGAUUGGGGAAGUUAUCGGUAAUGGAAAUUUUUCAGUAGUCAAGUUGUGCACAAACCGUUACACUGGAGAGGAGUUUGCCCUAAAGAUCAUAGAUAAAGCCAAAUAUCGCAAAAAGGAAUAUCUGAUUGCAAAUGAAGUGACCAUAUUACGUGAACUGAAGCAUCCGAAUAUCAUUACGUUGGUGGAGACCAUGGAGAGAGAAAAAGAACACCUUUUGGUCAUGGAGCUGGUCAAAGGAGGAGAUCUCUUUGAUGCUAUUGCUUCUUCCAGCAAAUUCUCGGAGAAAGAAAGCAGCGCUAUGUUGCAGGACCUGGCCAAUGCCCUCCAUUAUCUCCAUGGCCUGCUUAUUGUUCAUAGAGAUAUCAAGCCGGAGAACCUGUUGGUAGUUCAGCAUCCUAACGGAACCAGGUCCUUGAAGGUUGGAGAUUUUGGUUUGGCUACGGUGGUAUCAGGCUUGCUCUACACGAUCUGUGGUACACCUACAUACUUGGCUCCAGAAAUUAUUGCCGAAAAGGGCUAUGGCUUGAAGGUGGACAUAUGGGCAACUGGUGUGAUUCUGUAUAUUCUGCUCUGCGGCUUCCCACCAUUUCUCAGCAAGAGCAAUAAUCAGGAAGAACUCUAUAGUAAGAUCUUAGCUGGACAGGUACAGUUUCCAAAACCCCACUGGAAUAACAUCUCGGGUACAGUAAAGGAAUUAAUCCGUCAAAUGCUUCAGGUAGAUGUCCAAUCUAGGUAUACUGCAGCUCAAAUCUUGAGACAUCCCUGGGUGCCAGAUUAUGCGUCUAACAAGAUCCGUAUGCAUACUGAAGUAACAAGUAAGUGAAAGUAGAAUUUCCGUAGUGUUUUCCCUGUGACCACCACUACCAACCUAUCUAUCAUCAUGAAUAAGGAUUUAGAUAAGACAUUUUCUGUGGCACACAAAGACAGGAGGCAGUAA
Molecule: messenger RNA, 3762 nt
Organism: Sorex araneus (European shrew)
Lineage: Eukaryota; Metazoa; Chordata; Mammalia; Eulipotyphla; Soricidae
Product: serine/threonine-protein kinase DCLK2-like
Biological process (GO): protein phosphorylation; intracellular signal transduction
Molecular function (GO): protein kinase activity; ATP binding
Source: RefSeq, a predicted model, not a curated record